GUUUAGUUUAAACUAUAACUUGAUUUCUGAGCGGCAAGUCUGAACUUCAUUCAAAUCAAAGAUUCAAACGUGCCGACGUGAAUACGGUCAUGAUACAGCGCGCGACCAUAAUGUACCAGCGCACUGUCGCCCUACACUGAGCCCGGAACUCCAGCGGCACAGCACCAUCGCCGUCCCCAUCUGAGGCAGUGCGGCGUAUUGAAACUGCAACGUGAUUGUCAAUGGAAUGGCUAGUACCAAAAUACCAUGCCUAAGAGAGGGCGUAAGAAGAGGAGGCUUUCGUCUCCUCGCCGAGGGAAUUCUAGAAGACGAAAAAGAUAUACCGAAGAGGAUUCCGAUGACUCUGAUGUCGUAGAUGUGGAAUACACAUGUGUUGAAGUGGAAGAGCUUUCAGAUGAUGGUGAUGGAGAGAUUGGAGAGAAGGAGGAGGAGGUGAAAGAGGAGGAAGACGGGGAGGAGGAGGAAGAGGAGGAGGAAGAGGAUGAUGAAGCCCAUAGAAUAGAUAUAUCUUGGAUCAAAGAAGAACCUGUAGAUGAUGAGCUAUACACUCACCCUCAAGAAGAACAUAAUGGUGAUGUAAAUGCAGUGAAAAGAAGAUGGCAAGCAGAAGAGGAUGACAUUAACCCUAACUCCAAAUUUAUCAAAACUGAAUCAGGAGAUGAAGAUGAUGAUGUGGAUGUUGUAAAUGAUAAAUUAAAAACCGAAGAGGAAGAUGAUGAUACAGAUGAUUAUUGGGAAGAGGAAGAAGGUGAUAUUCUUCGGGAGGAGGAUAGGGUCCCUGCGCUUGUUUUGCAAAAGUGUGCUAAGUGUGCAAUAAUGUUUAGUCCGGGCUCCGCCAACCUCCCAUCGGCACUUCGGAACUUGUGCAAGAAGUGCAAGCCGAAUGUAAGCAUGACAUGUCAGAUCUGCGGCAAACACUUUGAGCACCACAAGCUAUUCAAGCGUCACGUGCGGGAUUGUAGCAACAACCACUUUGAGUGCAUGGUCUGCAAGGAUAGGUUCCCUACUAACCGCAAACUCCUGGGUCACAGGUGCAUCGAGGAGAACCUUACGCGUAUGCUGCGCUACAUUUGCCCCAUAUGCUGUGAAGGCUUUGAAAAGGCCAAACACAGGAACCUUCAUAAGAGUCAACAUGUGACUCUCAAAUCUGUCAAAUGCCGAAACUGUCGAUUGAUCUUUAAAGAUUUGGCUACGUGUCAGGAGCACAAUGAUACACAUGAGUUUGCAAGCCGCACAUUCAUUUGUUUGAUAUGCCAUGUAAGCUUUGACACCCAAGCUGCAUAUUUUGCUGACCAACGAAAACACAAAAUAGAGAAAGGGGAAGAUAUCGAAAUCAGGAGACCCCCAGAAUUUGUAUAUGUGUGUGGAAAAUGCAGGCGUUGGUACGAUGAUUUGCAUACCUUUCGUGCUCACAGUUGCAAUCCCAAAAAGGCUCAUGUUAAAGUAGACUUUGAUCAAUCAUCAGUCAUACUACGCUCUUUAGACUUUGGCGUAUCUGAUAUGGAUAUUCAUGACCAGAGGAGGAAGAGUCCGCGUAUACAGAAAGAGCCACCACCCAAGCCAAUUUCAUAUCCUGUCAAGCAGCCACAUACUUUACCCAGACCAGCUGCUUUACCCAAACCAGCUGCUUCAGAAGUGAGUCAAACACCCGCCCCUCUAGACGACAGUAUGGUUUUAGAUUCAACCUUCAAAUGUCAUCUGUGUCAUCUCACCUUUGCAAGUUCUCGUGGGUUGGGGCACCAUUCAUGUCUGAGCCAGGAUUUUUUGUUCGAUGAUGAAGAUGACGAUGAGGAAAGUGAUGAAUCAGGCAACAAUUGGCACUCCCAAGGAGACAAUAACCUUCCUUUUAUUAGACUAACAUCUGGCCAACCUCUGAACUUCUCAGAUGUGAUGGGUCAGACUCACCCCAGAACAACCCAGCACAUUCCUACAUCAGCUGCAGCAACUGGAAACCAAUCCAAUUCCAACUUCAAACAUGCCCACAGGUGCUUGCUUUGCAAUAAUUUAGUCAGGCAUAACUUUGAACCGAAUCUGGGGAAGGAGACUGCCAGAUAUCUCUGCCCAAAGUGCAUGAAGAAUGCUGCCAACGAAACAAAUUGUGUGUUCAAAUGCAGUAAGUGUGGCCAGAUGUUUCCAUCCUGGAAGAGGCUUAACAUGCACCUACCUUGGCAUAAGGAAAGAACUGGUGAAGAGGGUGUGUUCAAGAAACCAAAUCUUUCUUGUAAGUCGAAACCGCCGGGUGAACCAUCUCCAUCCACACGUAACUCAAGUGUUGCUGAAUCUGUUUCAGUCCCGAGUGAACAGGCAAAAGGAAUAGAUUCAAAUACCUCAUCGUUGUCUGAUUUGUUGAAAGAGCCAAUCAACCCCGUAAAGAACCAGACCAAUGAUGCAGGAUUAACACAAGAUGUAAGAAUUCAGUUAAGAAAGAAGUUGAUUGAUAAUCCUGUCAAAAUACAUUAUCCAGUAACUCCAAGAAUGCCCAUUCCUAAUCAACCAGUGGGGAGCCAGCUUGUUAUUAAUGCACCGCUCAGUGCUACAAGGAAUGUUAGUGGUAUUACAGUCAUCAAUCGUGGCAAUUCUACAUCUCUUAUCGCACACAAGAAUGUUGGUGGUGCUGCAAUCACCAGCCAAGUUUGUACUGCACCCAUGAAUACUUCUAAGGAUGCUCGUGUCACUGCAAUAAUCAGUCAAGAUAAUACUGCACUUCCUAUUAAUGGUGUCGCAAUCUCCAAUCGAAACCAUACAACACCUGUUAAUGCAAAUUUCAGUACAGUUACUGCACCACCUAUUCCUAUUGCUCCCAAGAAUGUUGAUAAUGAAGAUAAAACAUUGUUUUCACAAUUCAAGGAGGCAAUCACCAAACAAGUCAAUGAGGCUAAAUCUGAAGAUAAACCUCCAAAACCUCAGAAACAAGUCAGUGACCUAGGUGUACACAAAUACAAAGACAUGUGUGUGAAAAUAACCAAAGAUGGUGCACGAAAGACUAUCCAGGUUUUGCCUGAUAUUCCUAAGGAAGAGCCGGAGACAAUUAAAGUGGUUCCUGUUUCAACAGGUACAUGUCUCUCUUCUCAGUCCAUGCCUGUAGGGACGAUUGCAUCAGUCACUUCCCCCUUGAUGGCCACUAACGUUACAGUGCCUUUGGCUUUUGGAGGUAACCCUCUUCCGAAGGCUAAUCUUGAUGGCAGUUGUCCAACACUAAGGAGCCUUAUUUCUGCCGCAUCAAGACCAGGACCAAUCAUGCUCCAACCCUCAAGAGUAGAUGCUGUGAGCACCAAGCCUCUUACUGUUUCUUCUGUCAAUGCCAAUAGAAAUACCACUACCAAUGUGACUAUAAAAACUGUAAAUUCCUCUCAAUCAGGUCCACUGUUGGUCUCUUUACCAGUGGACCCAUCUCAGCCUGUAGAUAGUCAAACUCCUCGCGGUGUUUUCCUUUGUUAUAACUGUAACCUUCUCUUCAUGGACAUUCAAUCUUUGAAGAACCAUGGCUGUGAGAUUGAGGCUUUCACCUGCCAUCCAUGCAAUCUCACCUUCAAGACACCUGAACAGCUCUACAAUCACAAGUGCAUGUCCAAGCCUUUCACUUGCCACAUGUGUAAAAAGACGUGCAGUUCGGCUAAAGAGCUUAACCAGCAUCCUUGCAUAGAUGACAGUGACAUUCGGAUUGAACUAGACAGCAAGGAUUCAAGAACAGCCAACGCUGCUAGCAAAGGGAAGACUUCAAGCUCUGAAGGAAAAGGGAAGUUCCCUUCUGGUGUGACAGACAAAGGCACUGAUCAGGAUAUGGAGAAGGGUUUCAGGACAAUGUCAUGGAGGGACGUAUCCAAGGGAAGUAACUUCAUUUGCCCUGACUGUGGGGUCGAGUUUAAUAGCAAAGCAUCACUCUAUAUUCACAAGAUGAAGCACAAUAUGCGGGUGUGAAUGAGAGUUUCAUAUACAGGCAAUUCCAUAAAAUGAUCAACCUUUUUGUACAUCCAAUCCCCGUUUUUCUCAAGUCUUACUUCACUUCAUAAACU
Molecule: messenger RNA, 4013 nt
Organism: Lytechinus variegatus (green sea urchin)
Lineage: Eukaryota; Metazoa; Echinodermata; Echinoidea; Temnopleuroida; Toxopneustidae
Exons: 5
Coding region: 247-3918 (1223 amino acids)
Source: RefSeq, a predicted model, not a curated record